AUGGGUAAUGAUCAAUCACGUACCCUGGGUGGGGACGAUGCCAAGGCAGCGGAGGACAGACCACCAAAUUAUUACGAAUUGCUACAGGUGGAUGAGGAAGCAACUGCAGAUGAAAUCAAACGCUCAUAUAGGAAGCUAGCUUUAGUCCAUCAUCCAGAUAAAAACCCGCAUAGAAUUGAAGAAGCGACGAAGCUAUUUGCAGACAUGCAGCAGGCUUAUGAGAUAUUAAGUGAUCCCAAUGAAAGAGCAUUCUACGAUAAUCACCGGAAUGUACCUGUAGCAGCUACAGAUGACGAUAUCUUCGACCAUGUCAGAUCAGGAGACAAAGCUACGAACGAUCCCAAGUCCAAGCUGAAUAAGAGGAGACAUGGUGAUCCUGGUGUAAGGUUGGAACAGCUCAUGAGGUUCUUUGAUCCUAAAUUGGCUAGAAAGGUGGACGAUACCAAUGAAGGAUUCUAUUCGGUAUAUCGUACGCUUUUUGCACUCCUAGCAUCCGAUGAGACUUUGCAUACACCACCCGACUCGCCACCACUCGUUUAUCCUUCUUUCGGAGACUCAACCACUUCAUAUGCUCCUUCUCAAGGCAUGACCAGAGCUCAGAAAGAUUCCCAAAUAUGGGUCAGAGACUUCUAUCUGGUAUGGACAGAAUUUGUCACGGAGAAGAAAUUUGAAUGGGUAGCAAAAUGGGAUUUGGAAAGAGCUGAGUCGAGGGAUAUUAGGAGAUUGAUGGAAAAGGAGAAUAAGAAGGUUAGAGAUGAUUAUAGGAAGGAAUAUAAUGAGACUAUACGGCAAUUGGUCCUAUUCAUCCAACAUCGAGAUCCUCGAUACAAAGCACAUCAAUCCAAGCUAGCUAGAGAGAAAGCUUCAGCUAAAGCUUCAAAGGCUAAUUCCGGUACUUCCACACCGUCCGGUGCAGCCUCAGGUAUUGAUCCUGAAGCGGCCCGAAGAAGGCAUGAAGAAAGGAUGAGAUCGGCAGCAGAAUAUGAAGAGCAGUCGUGGCAGAAACUUGAUGGAAGGCGUUCUGACGAAGAGGACGAUGAGGAAGAGGAGAAUACGGAAGAACCAGAGACUGGUGAUGGAACGGGAGUUAGACUGGACGAUGGUAUGGGAGGUGAAUUUUUCGAAUGUGUAGCUUGUUCGAAAACUUUCGCAAGUGAAGCUAGUUGGGCGAACCAUGAGAGGAGCAAGAAACAUAAACAGGCUGUUUGGAGGUUGAAGAAGGAAAUGAUGGCCGAGGCCAGAGCUAUGGGGGAAUCUAGGGAGGUCUCAGAUGAGGAGGACGAGGAGGAAGAUGGUGAAGAUACAUUCGAAGAUGCCGAGAACGGCGAAGUGAUGGAAGAGAGUGAAAAUCAUGAAGCUAAAGAUGCAGAGAUAAACGCUUUGGAAGAGGAGUUGGUGGGCCUUGCUCUGGAAGAAAGUGAAGAUGUGGACUAUCCCUCGAAGAAAUCGAAGAAGAAAGCCAAGAAGGCUAGGAACGUACCUACACCUCAGCAUUUGUUGGAUCCUGAACCUGAAAGCUUACCUACAACUCCUCGGCCGGACGAUACUCCUGAAAAUGAUGAUGAUGAUCAAAGUGAUGUGCCCGACAGCGAGAAAACGCCGGAGUUGUCGAAGAAGGAAAAGCGAAGAGCCAAAGAGGCACGUAAGAAAGAGGAAGAAGAAGCUCGAAAGGUGGCAUUGAAAGAAGCUAGGAAAGCAGCUAAGAAAGGUCGUGGAUCUGUACCUGCACCUGCACAGAAAGGAAAAGGGAAAGCUAAAGAUGAUGGAUUUACGAUGCCUAAGCAGAAGGGGAAGCCCAAUAAGGGUAAAGGAAAGGUCGAACAGGUGGAUGAGUUCAGCCAAGAGAAAAUCGAUAAAGUCGUAGAAGGGAUUAAAGGGAAAAGAGAAAAGAUGAUAGAGAAAUGGGGUGAUGACUGGACAAGUCUGAUUACAAAACUGCAAGAUAUACUUGAUCGUAAUUCCGCACCUGACGGUAUAGGCGUGUUGUGCUUGGGGAUCGGUAAACCAUUCUCAGAUAGAACAGCUCUGAUACAGCUUGCCUUACUGUUGGAAUUGGCUGAUUCUCUGGGUUGCCCGACUUCAAGCAUUGAGGUAUUUGACCCAGUAUCAGAUGAGGGAGAUAAGAGGAUCCUUUUGGCAUUUGGGAUUGAUCAUCUUGAGGAGAAUCUUAUGGGAAAGCAUGCCCUUUCACCUACCAAAGCGUAUCUUCUAUACCUACCUCACGCACCUAAACAGCUGUACGAGUCCCUUCUUCAGGCCAACUUUGGACCGUCUCUAGGAGAUAAACCGGGUCGUAUUCUACUCGGAAAUGACCUUGCGGAAUAUAUACCUGGAUUUGUAAGAGCCAACGGAGAGGAGAAAAAGGAGAAUGGGGCAAGUGAGGAGGGAGAGUUCGUCAAAGCGAAGAAGAAGAGGAGAGGAAAGGGAGAUGGACAUAGGGAGAUCAAGGAUGGUGUUCUGCAGAGACUUGUCCCGAACAUGUCGAUACUGCAUUUCAACAGUGCAUUACCAGAAACCAAUUUACCUGGAUUUGCGAGAGCGUUCUUAUCCCUUGCCUUUCAAUGGAUAGAUUCUGAUAAUGUAGAUAAAGUAGAUUGGGAGAAGGAGUUACCUGAAGUUGAUUGGGCGGAUGGAGAAGUCAUUGGGUAG
This is a messenger RNA of Kwoniella botswanensis, 2649 nucleotides long. RefSeq lists its product as uncharacterized. NCBI's taxonomy places the organism in Eukaryota, Fungi, Basidiomycota, Tremellomycetes, Tremellales, Cryptococcaceae. The record is from RefSeq and is a predicted model, not a curated record. Gene Ontology annotation, molecular function: nucleic acid binding; zinc ion binding. The coding region runs from base 1 to 2649 and encodes 882 amino acids. Gene Ontology annotation, cellular component: cytoplasm. The transcript has 12 exons.